This is a messenger RNA of Penicillium nucicola, 1032 nucleotides long. RefSeq names its product DSC4 family protein. Gene Ontology annotation, cellular component: Dsc E3 ubiquitin ligase complex. The transcript has 2 exons. Lineage: Eukaryota; Fungi; Ascomycota; Eurotiomycetes; Eurotiales; Aspergillaceae. Gene Ontology annotation, biological process: SREBP signaling pathway; protein processing. The record is from RefSeq and is a predicted model, not a curated record. Bases 1 to 1032 code for a protein of 343 amino acids.
AUGACAGACGUCGACCCCUAUCGGGAUGCGGAAUACAUCGCUGACGUGUCCGGCAUUACCUAUGACGAUGCGGAGCCGCCCAGGCCAACAGGCACGCUCAGCAGCCAGAACGCCCGCGUAAAGAAAGUCCAGUCGACCGCUAAAACCGCCUUCAUUGACCGGCUACUACGCGAUAUCGACAUAUUAAUUUAUUGUCAGCUCUCCGCGCUGUAUUACAUGGACUGCUCGAUCAUAUUAUUUGGUAUACGCGCCAUCGUGGAAUUGAUCUGCUUUUCACCAAAAGUCGCCCCCUUCGAGCCAACGCGCAACCAGCCAUAUGUCGGCGCCAUCAUUUCCAGUAACCUCAUUUGCAUGAUCUUCCAUGCGUUCUUUAUCCGACCAGAAGCCGGCGAGGAAACACGCGGCUACCUCCAUGGAGGCAUAUUCAUUGAUUUCAUCGGACAGAAACCCGUCUCUGUAUACCGCCUCUUAUCAUUCGAUCUCCUGAUCUUCCUACUCGAUUUCGUCAUGCUGGCUUUAAUUAUUGAAAGAGUUAAAACUAAUGGAUCUCGCGCUCCACACCCAGCAACCAACAACACAAAUACAAGUACAGAUGCAGCCACAGGAACGGAACCAGGGGAUGAUCAGACCCAAACCCAGACACAAGACCACGAUGCCGAAGAGCGUGGGGUAUUACAAGAUGACACAGACGAUACGACCACAUCAGCUCGCAAUAGUCCCGAUUCACAAGUGCACAGUAGCAUUGACGAAGAAGUCGACGAAGAGCGAAUCAAUCUUCUCGCGGAUCCCAGCGAUACAGCAUCUGGAGUCAGUGCUCGAGGUAGCCAUCCUAUGGAUAAAUUUGCCUCCGGUGAGGCUGUCAUUUGUGAAAUGAGCUUCUUUACAACAAUACGGGAUCAAUGGCGCCAUACAAAUAUGCCAAGUCGACCAACGACGAGUUUCGUCCCGUCCCCGGAGACGGCGACAUUCUUGCGUCAACGGUUUGGUCUCCAGGUUGGUUCUGACGGUCGAAUUGAACGGGUCAACCGGUAG